GCACUGGAGCGGAAGCACCAAAACAAACCUGCUUCGCCAGUAGGAAGUAACUACAGUAGAGCUUCGUGUUCAAAACACUGUCAACGGAUCAACAACAAAAACAAACAGCGCGAUCUGCUGAGCCUUGUCGUCGUAUUUUGGAGUCAGGGCUGUGGGACAACCCCCGGCCCUGACCCACAAGGCCGCAGGUUAAGAGAUCCAUUCCUGCCAUCGGGGGUCUAGGAUCAAAACCUGACAGGAGGCCCACCAUCGAUGUGCUCCUAUUUGACCUCCAGAUCAAAACUGAAGGUGUGAGAGAGUGAGGAGAGGUGAGAUGGAGUCAGAGGAGACAGAAGGACGCACUUUAGUGCAGGUGAUCAGUGAGAAGUACAGCCCAGAAAACUUCCCAUACUGCCGUGGGCCAGGAUUUGGAGUGGUGAUCCGGUCGAGUCCCCAGGGUUCACCUGUCAAAGAUCGUCUGAAUCUGCCCAGCAUCCUGGUUCUGGAUAGUUGUGGAAUCACAGAGGCUGGAGAUGAAGAGGAGGUGGCCACUUUCUGUGCUCACGUGGUUGAGUUAGACCUCUCUCACAACCAGUUAAAAGAUUGGGGAGAGAUAAGUAAGAUCCUGUCUAACAUCCCUAACCUAGACUUUCUCAAUCUGAGUAUGAAUCCACUGAGAGGGUUGAGCCUCGAGCCUGGAGCUGCUGAAGCGUUCUCAGGCCUCCGUCGCCUUGUGCUCAAUAACACGCAUGUCACCUGGGACGUGGUGCACACACUCACAAGAGAGAUCCUAGAGCUGGAGCAAUUGUUUUUGUGUCUAAACGAGUAUGAGAGCGUGAGUGUAUCAUCUAUACCGUGCCCGUCCCUGCGCCUGCUGCAUAUCACAGAUAACCACCUGCAGGACUGGGCGGAGGUUCGUAAGUUGGGCCUUAUAUAUCCAGGCCUGGUGUCUCUUAUUCUGGCAAACAACUCCAUCUCAUCUAUCCACGAGCCCGAGGACUCUCUACAGAGACUCUUCCCCAACUUGCGCAGCAUCAACCUACACAACUCAGGUCUAUGCUGUUGGGAGGACAUUGAGAAAUUGAAUUUCUUCCCAAACCUCCAAGAGGUUAGAUUGAUGGGUAUUCCUUUACUGCAGCCCUACACUGAUCAGGAGAGACGUUAUCUUAUGGUAGCACAGUUGCCUCGUGUGACUGUAUUGAACGGCAGUGUUGUCACUGAUGGAGAAAGAGAAGAUGCAGAACGCUUUUUCAUCCGCUACCACCUGGACUGCCCCGAGGAUGAGCUACCACAGAGGUACCACACUUUGGUAGCACGCUAUGGCCGCCUAGCCCCACUUGCAGAGGUGGACUUGCGCCCUCUCUGUCAUGUCCAGGUCGAGGUGCGUUUUGAGGACCAGACAGAGCCCCUAGAGCUCAGAUUGGAUCAGACCGUGGCAGACCUAAAGAAGCACUUGAGAGCCGUGGUCCAGCUACCCCCAAAAAAGAUACGUGUGUACUAUAUCGACCGUCAGCUUGGCUACGCACUAGAGCCUCAGGAAAUGAAAUAUGGAGCACGAGCACUUCAUUCCUACAGUAUACGAGAUGGAGAUGAAAUCUUGGUGGUGCCCAAGACACAGUGACAGAAAAGAGAAAAACUGAGCACUCUUUGGAAAAAGUAGUUGAUUCCAGAAUUAUUGGAAUACCUUACCUUAACAAUCUUCCAAUGCAGGCAAUGUGAAUGCUGUGAACAGUGCAAAGAUCAGCAUGCUUUAUGUAGAGGACAGAGAAAAACCGCCUGGUUUUCCAGAAUCUUCAGUCCUAUUUAAAAAUGAUCCUUAUUAACAGAUGUUGGAUCAGAAUUUAAAAAAACGCUUUUACCUUUCACUGCUCUGUGGAUGUAUGUAUACAAGAAAAAAAAUGUAAACUUAACCUUUUGUUUCUUGUUGUGUGUUUAUGACACUGAUUCUCAAGAAUUACUGCAUACAUGCCUCUUUUCUAAAGAAUAUUUGACCAAUUGUCAAAGGUGCCAUAUGGAAUAUUUGGCCCCCUAGCAACUAAGGAGUAAAAUUCCAAGUUACUUGUGAAGGAACAUUAUUCUGGUAAUUAUGUGAUAUGGGCUUCGGUUUAGCUCUUCCUCAUGGAUGAAUAUGAUGGUUUAAGGCAUAUCAGUGUAACUAUAGAUAUGGGCAGUCCUUUCGUAAGAGCAAACGUUAUCAGUAAUGUCAAAACUCACCCCCUCCUAAAAGAAAGAAGAAGUUAGAAGACAAAUAUCCAUUAAUAAUGUCUUUGAGCAGGUAAUAGUCUUCCACUGUAGUGGAAAGUGAUUGCUUAUAUGAUCCCUCAUAUGGUUUAAUUUUUGAAUGAUCCAUUGUAUUUAAAAAGUUCCCCAGUAGAUAUGGCUACGAGCUAUCAGAAUCAUACAUGCACUGUAAUAGCCCAAAAAUGUUCAUCACCGAAGAGGAAUUAUAUGAAUGUAGCGAAAAAAUGGCAAAAUGACUUGAGUACAAGAAAAAAAAAAAAUAUGUAGAUGCAGAUUGUAAAUGCUUAGAGACGGGGAGACACACUUUAGGUCUUAUCUCUGCCACUUCUUUGGUGCUUGAAUUACAACAGGGUCACGUGCAACCCUGAAGCUUUCUAAGGUUUAAACACUUUACAUUCAAAAAUGCAGCUCCCCCUAUUAUAGCCACAGACCGACUGCAAUCCCCUAGUCUCCUCUCUCACUAGUGGAAAGAGUCCUUGGAAUAAAGGUGCCAAACUCUCAUUGAUGUUUAAGACAGAUCAUGUGCUGUUGGGUUAUGAACUUGCAAUUGAUUAUUAUCAUACACAUGUUACAGAAAAGGAAAACCAAAGCGGACCAAUAAUAAAGAGAAUUAAGCCAUAUUUUAUUUUUUAUUGAGUAUACAUGCUUUUUGUGGGCUUAUUAUUUUAAAAGAGCAAAUGUGCACACUGAUAAAUUUAAUUUUGACUUUGUCUUUUAUUUGUAACUUUUUUUUUUCUUCUUCUAUUAAAUCUUGACAUAAGUUUAAAGGAGGUUGAAGAUAUUGCUGUUGUCAUUUGUUGAGCAUGAAACAUAAAGGGAAGCCAUACAAUAAUAACCUCAUUGUGCCUACUUUAAAGCUUUCAAAUGACUUGUCAGUGCAUUAGUUAAGUACCUGAUCCCUUAACAAAGAGAAUUGUUUGAUUAACUUAAACCAUGCCCUUUCUUAAUAUCAAACUAAAUGACAACUAUAAUGUGUUGCACAGAUAUGGACAAAUUUUAACAUUUAGACUUGUUUUUUUUAACCACAGUCAGCACAUACCAGUCUAUACAUUUCAGGAAUUGGAUUACAAGGGCUUGUCCUGUUUAUUCCCAUACAAUUUUUCAGCAGAAUGGCUCUAAUGUUGGAGUGACUAAUAUAGUAUAGACUCCCUCUCUAGUUACCAAGCUGUCCCUGAAACCCUAUCCCAGUGAAGGGUGUUAACAGGGAGCUCAGAAACCAUUAGAGGUUCAGAUAAGCUAAAGUUGUUGCAUAUAUAUAUACAUAUAUAUUAGAACUACUGCAUGGAUGUUGUCAGAUAUUUAGACAGUUUUGUUUAACCACAUAUGUUACACUGUUGAUAUGUUAUUGUCUUAUCACAGAGUCCAGUUUCUGUUUGCUGUCUCUGAAUCUGUUAUGCUUAAAAGUCCCAUCACUGUUUCAGUUGUGUCCUAUCACUGGAAAUUGAACUUGACUGUCAUGUUUUUGUCCAAAUCCUUUGAUUAUACCGUAUUGUUGCCACAUUCAUGUACUCACUCCCCAUUCAAUUUUACUUUUCACUGAUAAUUGUAAGUCCCCAUAAUGCUUACUAAUAUCCUACAAUGUUUGCUUUCAUUCUCAUCUGCGAACCAUAGUGUGUUCGCUUCCAGCAUCCCCUUUCUCUCGUUUUUCAGCAGUGCCUGUGUCACUACAAGUUUCUCAUUGCUCAUAUUUUGUUCUUAUUGUGUUCUGCUUGUGGUGAUGACACUUGAUCCUCUCUGUUCUGCUCCCAAAGGACAUCUGGCCUCUAAUGGCAAAAUGUUGUUAACAGAGCAGGUGCUGAUAUAUUUACCUAUUGCUGGGUCUGUAUAAUGGUGUUUCGGAGUGUAAAAAGGGCAAUUGGCUCUUGACAUGGAUACUUAUUCAGUGUUAAUGGUUAUGUGAACACGGAAAUAGAAUAUUUUUGUAAAAGUGUGUGAUUUGUGUGACGAGUAAAGGUAUUUUACCCUUAUGUGAAAUUCUGUUGAAUGCCAUACUGAAAAUUUGUUUAAAAAAAAAAAAAAUAGCAGCCAAAGCUUUGCAUGAAAUUCAUUGAGUCUUGAUGUACCCUGAGUUGCCAAGGUAAUUAAAUUUCUCUUAAUGAC
Molecule: messenger RNA, 4320 nt
Organism: Carassius auratus (goldfish)
Lineage: Eukaryota; Metazoa; Chordata; Actinopteri; Cypriniformes; Cyprinidae
Product: tubulin-specific chaperone cofactor E-like protein
Exons: 9
Coding region: 314-1600 (428 amino acids)
Biological process (GO): poly(A)+ mRNA export from nucleus
Cellular component (GO): nucleus
Molecular function (GO): protein binding; RNA binding
Source: RefSeq, a predicted model, not a curated record